AUGAAUCCUGAAAGCAAAAUCUUGGCGCUCAAGGGUCAGUUCGCUGCUACAGAAGUUCGUGCUUACAUUCUCAACAUCGAGGCUAGGGCUAAAAUCAAAUCGUAUCGGAUGCCAGAGGAGGUUGUGUACUGGAAGUGGAUCUCCAACAAAGUCCUCGGCCUCGUAACGCUGACAUCUGUUUACCACUGGUCGAUCGAAGGAGAGGGAGCGCCUGUUAAGAUGUUUGAGCGUGCAGCAAAUUUGAACGGUAAUCAGAUAAUCAACUACCGGAGUGAUCCCUCUGUCAAAUUUCUUGCUUUGAUCGGCAUCGCCCCUGGUGCUCCUGAGCGUCCACAACUCGUCAAGGGAAAUAUGCAGCUCUUUUCCGUGGAUGAGCAAAAGAGUCAGGCAUUGGAAGCGCACGUAGCUGCGUUUGCCUCUGUGAAGGUCUCUGAAACGACACUCCUUCCCUUGUCAUUGCGUUUGCCGCCAAGACUAUCGCUGGCGGACAGCUCAUUUCGAGGAUGCAUAUUAUUGAGCUUGGUGCUCAGCCAGGUCAGCGAAUCUCUAUUUUCUUUUGGCGUGGUGAUGCUGGUGGUUCUAACGGGGCACAAGGCUGUGCUUGUUAUAGAGGACGAUCACGUCAAUAUCAAGAGAUGGGUAGCCCCACUGGUGAUCUCAGGAGCAGUGGCAGAAUUCAAGGACCCUCACUUGGAAGCACCGGAUGAUGUGGUGCUGCGCUUGGCUCGCCUUGCCCUCUCGUGCACUGCUCUGCCUGGGGUUUUCCGUCCCUCCAUGCUCCAAGUGCUGGCUGAGCUGGUGAGGAUAAAGCAGGAGACGUUUGGGGUGCAGGUGAGCGCGGAGGUUUCUGGCAUCGACACGGAAAUUGGAGGUUCUGAUGGCCCCUUGGACUUCAGUGCUGAAAUGGCCCGUGCGAUGCGAGAGGCUGUUAGUGGCUCCUCAACUAGAAUGCCGUAG
Messenger RNA from Closterium sp. Yama58-4, 957 nucleotides. The record is from the annotation of a GenBank genome assembly. Lineage: Eukaryota; Viridiplantae; Streptophyta; Zygnematophyceae; Desmidiales; Closteriaceae.